This is a messenger RNA of Fraxinus pennsylvanica, 474 nucleotides long. NCBI's taxonomy places the organism in Eukaryota, Viridiplantae, Streptophyta, Magnoliopsida, Lamiales, Oleaceae. The record is from the annotation of a GenBank genome assembly.
AUGAAGCCACCUUCAUUUGACACCUUCUUAACUCCAUCUAUGUUGUCUAUGUACAAGGACUCCCACAAAAUAACCAAGUUGAAGCCGAAGAUUCGUAUAAUUCAUAUUGUUGAACCAGAAAUCAUAAAAACCGAUGCCGAAAAUUUUCGGGAGCUUGUACAAAAACUUACAGGUAAACCUGCUGCAGAAGUUAAAGGUACUACAAAGAAGGAGAAGCAUCAACUUAAGGGAAGUAUAAAGAAGGAGAGUAAUGUUCAAUCAAAAUCGUUAAGCACUUGCUGCGGUACACCCAAGAACAACAUAGAAUUAGCAGGAGUUAUGAAGGAGAUUGAAGGAGAAAUAUAUGGAGACUAUCCAAAUGGCUUUUUGAGGUUUCUUACAGAUGUUGAUGACUUUUUCUAUAAUCAAGACGAGAGUGAAUCUUCUAUACCCUCGUUUAAAUCUUCUCAAUUCGAGGAAAUACAGCUUCGUUAG